Messenger RNA from Solanum verrucosum, 742 nucleotides. Its product is annotated as vascular-related unknown protein 1-like. Gene Ontology annotation, biological process: xylem development. Lineage: Eukaryota; Viridiplantae; Streptophyta; Magnoliopsida; Solanales; Solanaceae. Bases 10 to 525 code for a protein of 171 amino acids. The transcript has 3 exons. The record is from RefSeq and is a predicted model, not a curated record.
CUUCCUCUUAUGCAAAUGGAUAAUUCUUCCACAUGUAAUAGUUUUUCUAAUUAUAGUGCAAAAAAUUCAGAUUAUGAUUCCCAAGAAGAAAGUAGUUGGACAUUUUAUUUUCAAGAUUUUAUGUCAAACAAUAAUAAUUCUAAUGAACAAAAUUCUUUGUGUUCUAAUGAAUUACACAUCAAUAAAAAUGGUGGUUUAGCUAUUAAUGAAAAUAGUAUUAAUAAUAAUAAUAAAUCUGUUUUUAAGAAGAGAAAGAUGAAAGGAGUAGCAAGAGAAGUUGAUGAUGAUCUUGAAGAUACAGCAAGUUCACCUGUCAAUAGCCCCAAGGUGUCUUAUAUGAAUGAGUUGUGCUUUAAAAGUCAGAAGGGGAAAAGUUCUGCAAGUAUUUUUGAGGGAAAAGGAAAUAGUAUUUCUGGCCAGCAAAUGAUGACUAGUGGAUUGAAUAAUUCUACAAAGGAAAAUGACUCUACACAAUUGAAGAAACAAGGAUUAUGCUUAGUACCUAUCUCUAUGUUCACAAAGUGAUGCAUGGAUAAUUAAAUUUGCUACUCCUACAUAAAAUGUAUAUAUAUUUCUCUAUUUUUUUCGUUUUCACUCGAUAUUUGGUAUCAAUUUAGAGGUCUGACAACAUUCGAUUUUGCAUUGAGAAGUCUUGUGUUAAGGGAUAAAAUGUCCUCUAACAAAGACGACUUUAUUCUCAUGGCUCGUAUCGAGGACAUGCAUAAACUUACGUACCAUAUAU